UUGACACUUAACGGUUAUGUACUUAUAAAAGUUUUUAAAAUAUAACUUAAGUAUUGUUACCGUAAAAAAUUAAAUUUAAAUAUUUAUUUUUAAAUAAAAGUAAAAUUUAAGGAUUUAUGCUGCAAUUUACUCAAAAUAAUAUAAAAAGAGGGGUUAAAUUGUCAGAAAAAACUUUACGAGGCGCCAUUUUUUGAAAUAACUCUAAUUUUGUGGUUUGUCAAAUAACAAAGGUCGGUCUUUUAUUUUUCUAUUUCUCCUAAUUUCUUCUUUCUUCUUCCUUCCUUGUACUCCUCGUGUCCAGCUUCACCGCCAUCAAUCUCCACAAACCCCAAAGCUCUAAUCUUUCACGUGUACACCAGAAUUUGUCAACACCUUCCAUUGGUGUCUAUCCUGGUUCCUACAUUUUCCUUUGGCGGCAGGCGCCAUGGCUUUCCGGACUCGAUCCUCAGCUCACCGGAUUCCCCUCCAGCUUGCAUCAGCUCAACGAGCCUUGGCCCUCCACACUACCGUCCCUUCACUCUCCUCCACCAGCAGUAGUAGUGCUCCAACCUCGUAUGCCCGGGCUCCACCGCCCUCUAUCACAUCGCCAGGAGGGAUCUCAAAGACAGCAGAGUUUGUGAUCUCCAAGGUGGAUGAUUUGAUGAAUUGGGCUCGGCGUGGCUCUAUUUGGCCCAUGACAUUUGGGUUAGCUUGUUGUGCAGUCGAGAUGAUGCAUACUGGUGCUGCUCGUUAUGACUUGGAUCGAUUUGGUAUCAUCUUUAGGCCUAGCCCAAGACAAUCUGACUGCAUGAUUGUCGCCGGUACCCUUACCAACAAGAUGGCCCCUGCUCUUCGCAAGGUUUACGAUCAAAUGCCCGAACCUAGGUGGGUUAUCUCAAUGGGAAGCUGCGCCAAUGGUGGUGGAUACUACCACUACUCGUACGCUGUUGUUCGGGGUUGUGACAGGAUUGUCCCUGUUGACAUCUAUGUUCCAGGUUGUCCUCCCACAGCCGAAGCUCUACUGUAUGGACUUCUUCAAUUACAGAAGAAGAUUGGCCGACGCAAGGAUUUCCUUCACUGGUGGACCAAAUAAGAACCUUCCUUUCAUUUCUAUCCAUCUAAGCCAGUCAUGUUAGACAAUCUUUGGCUAUGUUUCUUCUUUUUAUGGCAUAAUAAUAAUAAAAAUCAAAUCUUGGGUGGUUUGCCUUUGAUUAAAACUGUGUAAAGUGUGUUCUAUGGAGUUUUGACACAGAUUAUAAACCAUUUUGUUUCUCUUGUUUUGAUUGUUAUAAUUAUAUUCUUCUUAGAAAUUGUUCAAAGGUUUAUUUAAUCUUGGGAUUCCAUUGAC
Cannabis sativa is the source of this 1327-nucleotide messenger RNA. Its product is annotated as NADH dehydrogenase [ubiquinone] iron-sulfur protein 7, mitochondrial. Gene Ontology annotation, biological process: aerobic respiration; mitochondrial respiratory chain complex I assembly; electron transport coupled proton transport. Lineage: Eukaryota; Viridiplantae; Streptophyta; Magnoliopsida; Rosales; Cannabaceae. Bases 425 to 1072 code for a protein of 215 amino acids. The transcript has 3 exons. The record is from RefSeq and is a predicted model, not a curated record. Gene Ontology annotation, molecular function: quinone binding; NADH dehydrogenase (ubiquinone) activity; 4 iron, 4 sulfur cluster binding.